Messenger RNA from Hypoxylon fragiforme, 954 nucleotides. Its product is annotated as ribosomal protein S15 precursor-like protein. Gene Ontology annotation, cellular component: ribosome. The coding region runs from base 1 to 954 and encodes 317 amino acids. Gene Ontology annotation, molecular function: structural constituent of ribosome. The record is from RefSeq and is a predicted model, not a curated record. Gene Ontology annotation, biological process: translation. Lineage: Eukaryota; Fungi; Ascomycota; Sordariomycetes; Xylariales; Hypoxylaceae. The transcript has 2 exons.
AUGCCUCCACGAAUACCAGGCGUACAGCGCCUAGGUACCUUCUCACUAUGCCUGCGGCCGGCUGUGAAACCGCCCACAUCCUCCCUCCUCCCCGUCACCCAAACCGCUUCCCUAUCGCAAAAGGAGAAGAAACGCCUAGCAAAGCAGGACCCCUACCGAUGGGCGCAGAUGCAGCAGCGCAAAGCCGCGCAUCUGAAGAUACGCGAGAGGAUAGACACCGCUAGUGCCACCCAGCGCGGCGAUCCCGUGCACGGCAUCACCACAGCCUUCAUCGAGUCCUUCGAUUUCGCCGGCCAGGCGCCGCUGUCCAAACCCGCCGUCGACGACGACGGAAACCCCGUGGGCGACAUAUAUGAGCUGCCCACCUCGCCCCACAUCCUCAACUACCUCGUCCACGAAAAGGAGCUCGAGUCCGCCGUCGAGAACGCCUACACCCUGACGCGCCCCGUGCCGUCGGUGGUCGCUCCCCCCGGCUCGGAGGCGCUGCAUAAGGCGAUCGAGAACCACGAACAGCUUCAUGCCAAGGCCAUCGAGGCGCUGCGGCGUAUCACCCACAUGGACAAUGGCUCUGCGAAGGACCGGUUGCACGCCAACAUCCGACGAUGCGUCGAGACCUUUGGACGACACGAGACCGACAACAUUCUUCGGCCUAAGGCACUUUCUCGAGGACAGGAGAGGGAAGAGCGGACGGUCCGAGCUGGUCCGGACACGGGGAGCAGCGAGGUGCAGAUCGCGAUCCUGACGGCCAAGAUCCGCGCUCUGGCCCACACGUUGGAGAGGGGGAGAGGCUACAAGGACAAGGUGGGCAAGCGGAAUCUGAGGUUGAUGCUUCACAGACGGCAGAAGCUGUUGCAGUAUAUGGACAGGAAGGAAAGGGGAAGCGAUAGGUGGACGCACAUGAUCGAGACUCUCGGCUUGAGCCCCGCAACCUGGAAGGGACAAAUCACCACGUAA